AUGCCGGCCUUUCCGCAGCGGUACACGUCGACCAUCUCGCACUGGCAGGCAACGAACCGCGGACGCGGCUCGCUGUGGAACCACGGGCGGCACGACCCGCUCCCGACCGAAGUGCUCGACUAUGUGAUCAUCGGCGCGGGGGUGACUGGCGCGUCGCUCGCCUACCAGAUUACGCGCGCCGGCGGGGCCGCAGACGGCAAGAGCGUGGUCGUGCUCGACGCCAAGGACGUCGCGAGCUGUGCUUCGGGACGUAACGGCGGACACAUCGCCCCGCGCUCCUGGGAGCUGUUCGGCCCGCUCACCACCCCGCUGGAGGAGGGUGGCGCCGGCCUGAGCGAGGAGGACGCGCUCGACAUCCUCUACUUCGAGGCCGAGCAUCUCGAGGUCACGGCCGAGAUCAUCCGCAAGGAGAAGCUCGACGUCGACCUGUGGACAGGGCAGCGGCUCGAGGUCUUCACGACGGACGAGGGCGUGCGGCGUAACCGCGAGCUCAUGGCGCAGUUCUUCUCCGCCAAGGCCAAGAGCGCAAAGCACCGGCACAAGAAGGUCGACUGGGAGCUCGUGGCCGACACGGCGGAAGCACAGCGCCUCACGCGCCUCCCAGCCGCGAAGGAGCUCAUCCGCGGCCCCGCUGGAUCAUGGCACCCGCACCGCGGCACCACGGGCCUGCUGCGCCUCGCGCUCGAGUCGAAGAGCAGCUACUGCCGCUUCUUCUCCUGGGCGCCUGUUGCGCGCCUCGAGCAGGUGGAUGGCGGCUGGGCGCUGCACUGCGGCGAGCGGGGCGUCAUCCGCGCACGCGAGGUCGUGCUCGCUACUAACGCGUACACGCGCCACCUGUUCCCCGAGGACAUGGCGAGGGGGGAGGGGAUCCCGGCCCACAUCAUCCCGUACCGCCACCAAGCAUGCCACAUCACCCCGCCAGACAGCUACGCCGGCGCUGCCGCGCUCAACAACAGCUACUCGGUCGAGCGGGGGCCGUACCUCAUCCAAACGCCCGCGGGCGGCAUGAUCCUCGGGCCGUUCAGCGCGACCGUCAUCGACGUGUUCGGGUCCAAGAGGGACAUGUACCCGAUCGAAGACGACAGCGGGACGACGGGCAAGUUCCGGAACUGGAUGGCGGGGUACUGCCCACAGAACUUUGCCGGCUGGGGCCAGGAGAAGGACGGCGAGGGCGUCGACCGCGUGUGGAGCGGGAUUCUGUGCCACUCUGUCGACCUUGUGCCCCUUGUCGGGAGGGUGCUGGACAAGCCUGGUCUGUGGGCGAGCAUCUCGUACAACGGCCACGGCAUGGCGAAGAUCGUCAACAUCACCCGCUGCCUCGCGGAGAACAUGCGCACGGGGGUAUGGGACGAACGCCUGCCGCGCUGCUUUGAGAUCACGCACGCAAGGCUUGAGCGCGCGAAGAAGUGCAAGCCGUUCCUCGAGGAGGUGAAGGACGGCGAGAAGGCCAAACUGUAG
This is a messenger RNA of Vanrija pseudolonga, 1458 nucleotides long. RefSeq names its product putative oxidoreductase OrdL. Gene Ontology annotation, cellular component: cytoplasm. Bases 1 to 1458 code for a protein of 485 amino acids. Gene Ontology annotation, molecular function: oxidoreductase activity. The transcript has 7 exons. The record is from RefSeq and is a predicted model, not a curated record. NCBI's taxonomy places the organism in Eukaryota, Fungi, Basidiomycota, Tremellomycetes, Trichosporonales, Trichosporonaceae.